Molecule: messenger RNA, 2783 nt
Organism: Nasonia vitripennis (jewel wasp)
Lineage: Eukaryota; Metazoa; Arthropoda; Insecta; Hymenoptera; Pteromalidae
Product: facilitated trehalose transporter Tret1
Exons: 4
Coding region: 247-1737 (496 amino acids)
Biological process (GO): transmembrane transport; carbohydrate transport
Cellular component (GO): membrane
Molecular function (GO): sugar transmembrane transporter activity
Source: RefSeq, a predicted model, not a curated record
AAUUUUCGUAUGUAUGUAUGCGGCGGCGGCGCUAUAAAUUGUAAACUACGGAAGACGACCGAUGGCAAAGUCAGUCCAAAGAUCGAGCCUCUGACACAUCGGCGCGUCUUCCAGAUCGGCUGGCGCUUUAUAUAUCCUAGAGGCUGCACCGAUAGCCCACCAGUCGUUCGUCCGAUAGCUACGCGAAUGCAUCGUCGACGUGAAUUCGUGAGACUCGACCCGCGGAUUUUUGUGUUUUGAGCGAAGAUGAUUCUGGACCGGGAGAAAGACGCGUCUGCUAAUUAUGGAAAGCUGAGACAGUUUGUGGCUGCGGUUAUUGUGAACUUGCUGGCCGUCUCCUACGGCCUAACAUGCGGCUGGCCCUCUCCGCUGAUCCCCCAGCUUCGACGGUCCGACACACCGGUGGGCGACUCGCCGAUAACCGAAGACGGCGCUUCCUGGAUCGGAGCGCUUCUGUGCCUCGGCGGCUUGUCCAUGGCCCCGUUCUCGGGUAGUCUGGUGGAACGAUUCGGUCACAAGCGAUUCGGUUACGCGGCUUGUCUGCCGAUGCUCGUCUCCUGGCUGGUGGCGAUCUUCGCGACGAGUCAUGCCUGUCUCUUCGUCUCCCGCUUCCUCGGGGGUAUGGGCGGAGCCAUGUGCAUAUUCCUGGUGCCGAGUUACGUCAGCGAGAUAUCCAGCGAGGAGAUCAGGGGAGCUCUGGGAAGUCUCCUUGUAUUCGCCAUCAACAUUGGGAUUCUGCUGGCCUUCGCGACUGGGCCCUUCAUGCCUUACAAGGCCUUCGGAGUCUUCUCGAUGGCUUUCCCACUGGUCUUUAUGCUGACGUUCUAUUUCAUGCCCGAGACGCCGGUUUAUCUGGUGAGGAAGAGGAGGAUCGACGAGGCCGGCAGAUCACUGAUGUUCUUGAAAGGCAACAACAAAGUCCUCGUCGAUCAAGAGCUGUCCAGGUUACAGACGCAAAUAACCGAUUCCGAGCACCCGGAUGCGAAAGUGAGAUUCCUCGAUCUGUUCAGAGAUCGUGCCACGUUCAAGGGGAUGAUCAUCGCCUUCGGACUAUUGGGCGGCCAGCAGCUUUGCGGAAUUUUCGCUAUGAUAAGCUACGCCGAGACGAUCUUCAAGAUGUCCGGCUCAUCGCUCUCCCCGGAUCACGCUGCCAUAAUAAUCGGUGCCAUCCAGGUCUUCGGCUCCUAUCUAUCGACCGUCCUGAUGGAACGCGCGGGUCGUCGUCUCCUGGUCCUCGUCUCUUGUGGCGGCAUGUCUGUCUGCCACUUCACCGUAAGCGCGUUCUGUUACCUCCAGAAAUCCGAGCAGGACGUCUCCGCCAUCUCCUGGCUUCCAGUCACCGCGCUGUCGUUCUACAUGAUCGCCUACUGCCUGGGUAUGGGGCCUGCUCCGUUCGUCGUCGCCUCGGAAAUAUUCCGAGUAAACUUCGCCAGCUAUGCCAACACUCUCUGCAUGAUCUUCCUCUGGAUCAUGGCUUUUCUGGUUAUCAAGACCUUCGGGCCUCUAAUGGGAGUCAUCGGCAUCGAGAAUUGCUUCGUACUACUGGGCAUCUUCUGUGCUGGUAGCUUCGCAUUUUCGUACGUCAUGAUGCCCGAGACUAAGGGACGGAAACGCGAGGAUAUCGUCGAGGAGCUUGCGGGAAAUGCCGGAGGGCUGAGGGCUUGUUACGACGAGAUGACUUAUGUGAAGGACAAGAACGUUAGCGGAAAAGAUUUUAUUGCCGCAGAGCAAGUUUGACGAGGACUCGAGAGCCCGGGGCUUUGAAGAUUUAUAGACUUGGAGGAAAUUCGAACGAGCUGAGAGGUGCGGACGCAGAGAAGAAUUUUUUAUCGAUAUUACGAGGCUGUUUUUAGAUGAUAGAUUGUUUGAAAAGACAGGGUGUCUGCGCCAUAGCUGCCCUGUAUAUGUAUAAUUUAUAUACUUGCUUAGAUUUUAAUGAAGAUAGAAGAGGAGAGUAUAGAGUACACUGGGCUGUGGAUGAGACAGAAAUUCCACAUUUGUUCUUUUAAAUACGGCGACAUUCGUAACGAGGAAAAUGAUGGUACUAUAAAUUACAUCACAGAUAAUACGCCGGUGAAGACUCAUUUACCGUUUCGCGUUGAAUUAUAUUGACGAGUGUGAUGUAAAUGAGACAUUGAAUCUAAUUUUAUGUAUACAAAGCUCAUUAUAGUAACAUCUUAAUUUAUGAUUUUAUCUGAUUGAACUGCUCGAAACUUUUAGAUGUUUUUUAAAUUCAUUCAUUAAAAAAAUUUCAAUGAAACUUCUCAGGAACAACUAAAUUAUUAUGCGACAAAGAGUCACAAAAAUUAAGUAAGUUGUAAAUAAAUAAAUAAAUAAAUAGAGAAACGAUAUUUAUAAAUCUAAAACUUUUUUUUUUAAGUAUUACGAUUAUUUCAUUCGUAAAAUGUCUUAGAAUAAUUCGACACGUUCUAUCGUAUAAUUAUAAUAUACAUUUUUUAAUACGAACCAAAUAAGAAAUAAACAAAAAUAUCAGAAUUUGUUCACUUUUAACUCGAAUGCAUUUUUCAUUAUGCUAAUUUUUGAUUUCAAAUAAAAGUAAAAGUAAUAAUUAUCGUUGGUGUGCUUACAAGAUUUAUUGCUUUGUAGAUUGCUGCGCGUUAAUGAGAUUUGCACAAGUCCUGUGAUUUUACGUCACAUCCACAUACGUCGCAUUUUGAAUAGAUAAUGUAUGUAUGUCAAAUGAAGGAUACUUUGAUCGUUGACGAACAAAAGAUCUUGGCUCGCGACACAGCGCUGUUCUCAAAUUAUACUGGCAGCCUUCC